AUGGCGUCAGUCAGCUGCUACUGCUCCUUGGUACUCAUGGCGCUUGCACUGGCCUCGGCGCCAAUGGCUGCUGUAGCGGGCGACCCGGACAUCCUCACCGACUUCGUCGCCCCGACCAUGCUCGGCGAGCCCGCCAACAUCACGGGCGACUACUUCACCUUCACCAGCUUUCGCGGUUACACGAUGCCGGUGGCCGCCUUCGCCGCGACCAAGGCCAGCAUGGUGGAGUUCCCGGCCCUGAAUGGGCAGAGCGUGUCCUACGCUAGGCUCGUGUUCCCGCCGGGCACCGUGAACCCGCCGCACACCCACCCGCGCGCCGCCGAGCUUCUGCUCGUCGUUGACGGCGCGCUCUCCGUGGGCUUCAUUGACACGGCUGGCAAGCUUUACACGCAAGAUCUAACCAUCGGAGACAUGUUCGUGUUCCCGAAGGGGCUGGUGCACUACCAGAACAACAAGGGGGCCGGCCCAGCUGUGGCGCUCUCGGCCUUUGGCAGUGCCGCCCCAGGCAUUGUGUCCGUGCCGGUCACCGUCUUCGGCACCGGCGUCGAUGACACCGUGCUUGCCAAGUCGUUCAAGACCGACGUGCCGACGGUGCAGAAACUAAAGACGGCACUCACUCCGCCGCCCAAGAAGCCAUGA
Messenger RNA from Lolium rigidum, 639 nucleotides. Its product is annotated as putative germin-like protein 9-2. Lineage: Eukaryota; Viridiplantae; Streptophyta; Magnoliopsida; Poales; Poaceae. The transcript has a single exon. The coding region runs from base 1 to 639 and encodes 212 amino acids. Gene Ontology annotation, cellular component: cell wall. The record is from RefSeq and is a predicted model, not a curated record. Gene Ontology annotation, molecular function: manganese ion binding.